Molecule: messenger RNA, 3632 nt
Organism: Sclerotinia trifoliorum
Lineage: Eukaryota; Fungi; Ascomycota; Leotiomycetes; Helotiales; Sclerotiniaceae
Source: the annotation of a GenBank genome assembly
UCCACAUUCAUCCUCCUCUCCUCUAUCUAUUCCUCCUACACACAUUCAUCAACCCAUCCACCAUCUACCCAUCAACAUAAAAACAAUCAAAACACAUCAACUUUAUCCACCAUCACCCUUCCUGCGAUAGACAACUUUUCAUAAUAGAUCGAGAGGAUAUUCCUUUCUUCUGUGAUCGGUUCUUCAAUUAUUAAUACUUCGAUUCUUCGAAGAUAAAUUACCUAUCCAAAGUAAUUUGAUUUCCAUUCCAAGAUAGUUAAGUAAGUCCACUCUCUCUCUCUCCCUUGCACGUCACCGCUCUCUACAAUAUCGUCAUUUAUCGUGGAAUAUCUACUGACAACCAUCCUUUUCAAUAGUCGUGAUAAAUUCAAUCAUGGCGUCGAUUACUGCACCAACUCCAGAUACUCUGGUUACCCUCAAGAUUAAUAUUGAGGGUAGCAAUAGAAGAUUCAAGCUCCCACUUCGUGAUCUGGGUGCUAGUACUCUCCCCGAUAAGGUAUGUGAUAACAACAAUCUAUCUAUCAACCAGCCUCCACGAUUCUUCAAACAUCCUAUACUGUUUAAUCACGAGGGAUCGUGAUAAUCAUUGCACUAUGUAACUAAUCAUCAUCAUCUACAUAGCUUCGUUAUCUUCUUGCCAUCCCUCCAACUUCCGAGGCUAUUUUCGAGAGAUACUCCGAUAGCGCUGCUGCUUUCAUCGUCCUCGAUUCGACCAAUCCUUCAGUUUACAAACAGUUGUACCGUGCUGCCAAGGCUAAGCUUAAGCUUAGGCUCAAGGUUACCAUCAAGGACAAAGUGCCUGUCAUGCCAAAGCCAGCAACCGUCGAGGAUGAAGUGCCAACUCCUGCUAAGAUUGUUGAAGCAAAAGAUAUGCACACCUCCGAAUCAGCAAUGCCUGCAUCAGGAUACUCUGAAUCUUCCAAGACCAGGGAAGUGGCUAAUGUAGAGGAGUUAGAAAGAGGAAGACAAUCCUUUCACGAUAGUGUUGAUACCAUGCAAAAGACUGCUGGUGAUGCCGCUCUUUGCGCCUACAAAUCACAGCUAGCACUCGCCGAGAGUGUAUAUGGUCCACUCUCCACGGACAGAGUCUCUCGGGAAGAAAAAAAUAACCAAGUAGACGACUCCAAGGCUUCUCUUCCCAAGCCUGCAGCACGUUCCAAGUCACCACCUCCUGUUAUCGGCAGUUUCGCCGUCUACUGUAACGGCUGUAAUGCACCUAUUCCAGAUAUCCACUACCAUUGCAGCACCUGUGAUGAUGGUGAUUUCGACUUAUGCCCAGAUUGCAAUGAUAAUGGAGUCACUUGCAAUGGUGAUCACUGGUUGAUCAAACGCAUUGUUGACAAGGGCAAAUACAUUCACAGCACAACCGAGAAACUUGCCCCUAAACAAUUUUCGGCUUACAGACCUGUCGUACCUAAGUUCCCCCAGUACUCCGCCUCUCAAACUACCUUGGUCGCACCUGCAGUCGAAGAGAAAGUACCUGUUCCUACUCGUACUUGCAACAGCUGCAUCGUGGAAUUGUCCGAGGACAGAUUCGUCACUUGCACUGAUUGUGAUGAUUUCGACUUGUGUAUCCAAUGCCAUCUUUCCUUAAAGCAUGGUCACAAUCCUAAGCACGCCUUCGCCUUCGUGGAUGAGGAUGCUACCCACAGCCCUAUCGCUCAUGCCCUUCUCGCCCCGGGCAGAAACGCUGCUCAUGCCGCCGUUUGUGAUGGAUGUGACAAAUAUAUCUUUGGUGUUCGUCACAAGUGCCUCGAUUGCCCAGAUUGGGAUUACUGCGAUUCAUGUAUUGCAAAUGCUAGCUUCAUUCACCCACGUCACAGAUUUGUACCUCUCUACGAAUCUAACAGCAGCACUGGUGCUCGACAACAAGUUGUCAAGGCUCGUCACCAUGGAAUCUUCUGUGAUGGACCUCUCUGCAAUCGCAAUGGUAGCUCCACGAACGCUUAUAUCACUGGUGAUCGUUACAAGUGUGCCGUCUGCCACGAUACCGAUUUCUGUGCUUGCUGCGAAGCCAGUCCAUCCAAUCCACACAAUAAGACUCAUCCUCUUAUCAAAUUCAAGACACCUGUUCGCAAUGUUAGCGUUACUACCCUUGGUGAUCAUCCAAGUGGUAGACCUAUGGCACCAAUGGGUGAUCGCCGCCCUGAAGAUCAAACCAUUUCCAAGGCAACCGAGACCACGCCAGCUCAAUCCACCAAUGCUGCCACACAAGUUCAAACAGUUGCUGAGGUCAAGCCUAUCGAAGUCAAGUCUGAGGAGCCAAUCAAGGCCGAGGAGACUGCUGUAGUUGAGGAGACUGCUAAGGAACUUCCAGCACCUGUUGAAGAGGAAUUGAUUGCACACUUCGUUCGUGAUGCAGUUGCUGACGGCACCAUCAUGACACCAAACUCUGUCUUUGAACAAACCUGGUAUCUUCGAAAUGGUGGUAAGACAUCCUGGCCUGCAGGAUGCAGCGUUCGAUUCGUUGGUGGUGAUAACAUGUGUGCGGUUGAUCCUGAACACCCAGCCAGUGUACAUGAACUUGUCAGCGCUGCUGAGAGCACAACUUGUUAUACUGAAGUUGCUCCAGGUCAAGAAUACGGUUUCACUGUCUUGAUGAGAACUCCUAACCGUGCUGGUAACUUCAUCUCAUACUGGCGUCUUACUACUCCCACUGGUGAGAAAUUUGGUCACAGACUUUGGUGUGACAUUACUGUCAAUGAGCCAACCCCAAUCGUCAAGGAAGAGCCAGAGGAGGAAGAAAAGGAAGUUUUUACACUCUCUGAAGUCAACGAUAUGGUUCAGCAUAUUGAGGAUGAGAGGGCCGCUAAGAUUCAGGCCGUCGAGGUUGAAGCCGCCAAGAAUGAAGUCGCCCAGGUUGAAGCUGCCAAAAUUGCAGUUGCUGAAUUCGAAGCCGAAUUUUAUGAUGACGCUGUCUCAAGCAAGGCUGAGGGUAGUCAAAUGAUCUUCCCUAAGCUCGAUAAGGAAUCUCCAAUCUCAAGCGUUCACGAGGAGGCUCAACAAGCAGCAGAACGUGUUCCAGCUUCUGAGGAAAUCUUCAAUGAUGACUUUGAGGAGUUUAAUCAAAACUUUGAAGAGGACGAGGCCGAUGAUGGAUUCAUGACUGAUGAGGAGUAUGAUAUCCUUGAUGCUAGUGAUGAGGAAUAUCUCGCCGAGCAGGAGUCGGUAUCUAAGAAAUAAAUGAAUGACCCAGGAAAUUGUAUUAGGGUGAAGAUCAUUACAUUAGUAAAUGAAGAGGACGUGGAUGAAUAUGGGGAUGGGAAUGGGGAUGGAUUAUCACGAAUAAGGUAGGCGUAAGAUUGACACACAAAUAAGCUCUGGAUAGCGGAUGGAUCAAAGGAAUUGGGUGGAGCUUUGGGGUUUUUUUUACUUGACUUAUUUUGUCAGAAAGGAAAUGGAUCUAUCUCACUCGUUGCUUUUUAAUGUUUUUUUCCUUUGGGCUUUUUUUGGUUUUUCUUUUACUACUUUUAAUCAUAUGUGAGGACAUUUUUCAUUAUGGAAGAUUUCACACAGUGAUUGAUUAGUGGUUGUGGUAGUGGUUAAGGUGGUGCUUUGCUAUUAGGAAGGAAUAAUCUGUCAAGUAAAGAAGUGAUCAUUUUAAAUUGAAAGAUCUCUCCCCUCAGAUAUCU